AUGCGCAUUGCAACAUGGAAUGUCCGUACUAUGAGGACAGGCCUCCCGGACACCUGUGGAGGUUACGGAUAUGCACAACAUCUGCGUAAAACUGCCGUGAUAGAUGCAGAGCUGAGCAGGCUUAACAUCUCUGUAUGCGCUUUGCAAGAGACCAGAUUACCCGACGAAGGCUCAUUGCAGGAGUCCUCUUACAAGUUCUUUUGGAAAGGAAAAGACUUUGGCGAUGCUCGUGAACACGGUGUUGGUUUUGCGGUCCGAAACGAUAUACUUUCCGCCAUUGAAACUCUAUGCGGCGUUUCGGAACGCAUAAUGGUCUUAAGACUAAAGAGCAGUCUCGGUCAUGUUACCCUGAUUGCUGCUUAUGCUCCGACAUUAAAAUCUUCGGACGAGUCAAAAGAGUAUUUUUAUAACCAACUGACCGAGACGGUGAAAACUGUUUCUAGUAGUGAUCGCCUGUACAUCUUGGGCGAAUUAAAAAUAUUUGCGCGGCAAUUAUUCAACGAAAACGUGUUUUUGGCGCCGUUGCUUCAGAUAAAUAGAACGGAGUACUUUCUACAUCAAAUUGUUAUGUUGGCUGACUUGUCUUGUCCUGGCAUAGAACAAUUUUUGAUUAAGGCCAGCAAUGAGGAAUAUUUUAAAUCUCCCUACAGAUGGCUAAUCUUGGAUACAGACGUAGGAGCUUAUAAAUUCGAUCUAUUUCAAAAGCUCAAUAUGCCACUUAAUAGUGAUGUGGUUAUUGCUAAGAAGGUCAAUGAAGAAAACUUUCAACUAAUAGAAGCAUAUAAAAUAUCGGAGAGCUCAGAUGUUAUUUAUUCUACAAGAGGCGCUUGGAGACCAGCCAAUGAACAAAAAAACCUGGACAGUCCGAAAAUAUUCAUAGAAACACGGGGAAAUACAUCUGUUUAUAUGAAAGAGGACACGAUUAGAAAAAAUGUGAUGUUUACCAAAUAUGGCGUGAUCGAGGAUUAUAGGGACUCUAAAAUUAUUUCCGUAAGACGCAAGAACUUACGAAAACACCCUCUAACCAUGGUCAACGUUAUAACUGAUAGUAAUGAAACUAGAAAGCAUUUGGAUGAUAGAUUAAAUCUUCAUCAAGACUCUAUAUCAAAGAUGUCGUACAUGGUCGUAAAAAUAUGCUUCGAAAUGCUGAACUCUACAGAGAGACGCAUCUUUACCCAUACAUGGGGGUAUAAGGACAAGAAUGGCAACUGGCAAGGGAUUAUCGAUCAUCUUUUGAAAAAGGAAGCUGACCUUGGUACUCUAACGAUAUUUACUCAAGAGCGAAUGAAAGUCAUCGACUAUAUAGCCAUGGUGGGGUCUACGGCAGUUCGAUUCGUUUUCAGAGAACCUCCCCUUGCCCUUCUAGAGAACAUCUUCACUCUACCCUUUACUGGUGCUGUAUGGCUUGCAAUUGCCAUUUGUGUCUUGGGCUGUGCAGUGUUCUUGUAUAUAACCUCAAAAUGGGAAGCUACAGUUGGGAUGGUAAUGUCUAAAAAUUAUAAACUCCUU
Molecule: messenger RNA, 1509 nt
Organism: Brenthis ino (lesser marbled fritillary)
Lineage: Eukaryota; Metazoa; Arthropoda; Insecta; Lepidoptera; Nymphalidae
Source: the annotation of a GenBank genome assembly